UUUCGAACGCCGCAGCCUCGCCACAUCUCGCUCUCUCUCUCCUGAGGAAUGGGCUGCGUCGCAAGCUCCGCUGUGGAUGACGGAAGCGCAGUCUCGCUCAAAAGCUUUCGAACUGAGCGCGUUCUCGGCGAAGGCACGUUCGGCAAAGUGUCGCUCGCAGUGGAUAGAAGGGACGGACGGAAGUACGCGCUGAAGACGCUCGACAAGGAGCGCCUGCGGCAGAAGAAUGCCGUAAAGUCUGCGAUCCGUGAGCGCUUUAUCCUCAUUUCGCUCUCCUCGGCCGACUGCAGCCGCUUUGUGACGAGCCUAGCGUACACCUUCAGCGACGCGUGCGCCGUCUACUUUGUGAUGGACUGUGCGCUUGGCGGCACUCUGCUCUACCACCUCCACCACUCCUUUCCGGGCGGCUUCGAGGAGGGGCACGUACGGUUCUACGCCGCGCAGCUUGUCUGCGGCCUCGCCCACCUCCACUCCCAACUGAUCCUCUAUCGAGACCUCAAGCCGGAGAACACGCUGCUGACCUCCGCGGGGACGAUCAUGCUCUCCGACUCUGGCCGUCAGCGAGCCGUCUCGUUCUCUCGGAGCCUUCUCGGAGCCUUCCUGUAGGCUCUCCGACUUUGGCGCCUCUCACCUCUCCCGCUCUCCGCAGGUACUCGCUCGGCGUGACUCUGUACCAGCUGCUUCACGACGCACUUCCCGGCGAGGACGGCCUCGCGGAGGCAUGCCUCGGGGAGGAGGAGCCCAGCCCAGCCCUCGGGCGGCGGAGUGCGGUGAGGCGCGCGAGCCGUCCCUCUCCGUAGGCGGCGAGCGAGGAGGAGGAGGAGAGGCCUCGCCGCGCGUCGCUGUCGGGCAUGCGGUCUAGCGCUCCCUGGGCCACCGCUUCGCCCGCCGGCCGGGCUUUUGUCACAUCCCUCCGGCACUCCGACGCCGACGCGCGGCUCGGCGCGGGCGGCGCGUCCGAGGUGCGUGCCCACCCCUUUCUAGCCGGGGUGGACUGGUCGGCGAUGCAGGCGGGAGCUGUGCCCGCUCCCUUUCUGCCGGCGAGAUCGACCGCCAACUUUGAGCUGCACGCAGACGACGUGCUCAACACACUCGACGGCGGCCUCACUCCUGGGGCCCGCAAGUGCCAGCCGCCCGCUGCCGACGAUGCAGAUUUUGCAGAGUGUGUGCCGUGGGCAAGGCCGGCGUCGGCCGCGUGAGACCGUGUAAGUGUUGUGAAAUAAAUAAAUAAAAACGGACAUCUCUCUAUACUGUGAGAUGGGUAAAAAGG
Messenger RNA from Emiliania huxleyi CCMP1516, 1270 nucleotides. RefSeq lists its product as hypothetical. The coding region runs from base 49 to 606 and encodes 185 amino acids. Gene Ontology annotation, biological process: protein phosphorylation. The record is from RefSeq and is a predicted model, not a curated record. Gene Ontology annotation, molecular function: ATP binding; protein kinase activity. The transcript has 2 exons. NCBI's taxonomy places the organism in Eukaryota, Haptophyta, Isochrysidales, Noelaerhabdaceae.